This is a messenger RNA of Zea mays, 1330 nucleotides long. RefSeq names its product 5-formyltetrahydrofolate cyclo-ligase, mitochondrial. Gene Ontology annotation, molecular function: 5-formyltetrahydrofolate cyclo-ligase activity. NCBI's taxonomy places the organism in Eukaryota, Viridiplantae, Streptophyta, Magnoliopsida, Poales, Poaceae. Bases 215 to 1060 code for a protein of 281 amino acids. Gene Ontology annotation, biological process: folic acid-containing compound biosynthetic process; tetrahydrofolate interconversion. Gene Ontology annotation, cellular component: mitochondrion. The transcript has 7 exons. The record is from RefSeq and is a predicted model, not a curated record.
CUGGUCCAAAAAGCUGGACCUGGACCAAACACACCUAGAGUCCUAGACACCCUAGCACCUCUCGGCCGCGAAACCCACAGUUCGGAUCCCGGAGGUGCACCGCGGCCGGGGCGGCACACGAGCCGGCUAGCCGCGAUGGCCGGGCGAGCGUAACGACUGUCUAGUAGUAUGACUGUACGAGACACGGCGGUAGUGGCAGCUGGCACGAAGGGAGAUGAUUAAAAAUACCGUGGCCACGCUGAUGGUGCGCCUCCACCACCUGCCCCUGCCCCGCGCCGCGCCCGCUCCCACCUACCGUUGCGGCCGCCACCUCGCCCUCGCGCCCCCUCUCCCUCGGCUGCGGGCAUCGGCCGCCGUCAUGUCAACGGCGGCGGAACAGACGAUCGCCGACCAGAAGCGCACGCUGCGCGCCGAGGUGCGCAGGGCGCUGAAGGCCCUCUCUGCCGACCAGCGCGCCAGCGAAGAUCUGGCUAUUCAAACUACAAUACUGGAUUCCUCUUGGUUCAAAGCAAGCAAACGGUUGUGCGCUUAUAUAAGCUGUCAGCAGUUGCGAGAAGUUGAUACAUCAAAAAUACUAGCAGAGUGUCUACCGUCGAAUCCUGGACAAGAGGAACUGGCAAAGGAUCUUUAUGUUCCUCGAGUGGAGGAUAAGAACCGUAACAUGAGGAUGCUCAAAAUCACCACCAUGGAUGAUUUAGUUAAGAAUUCAAUGAACAUUCUGGAACCAUCGCCUGUGGAUGCUACUGGGAACAAUCGUGAAGAUGUAUUGUCAUCAUUGUCUCCUGUUGAUCUUUUUUUAUUGCCGGGACAAGCUUUUGAUAGAACUGGUCGAAGACUGGGGCGUGGUGGAGGGUACUAUGACACAUUCUUGCUGAAGUACCAAGAACUUGCAAAAGAGAAAGGGUGGAACCAGCCUCUCUUAGUUGCUCUUUCGUACUCGGUGCAAAUUAUGGACGAGGGCAUCAUCCCAGUCAAUUCAACUGAUGUUCCUAUUGAUGCUCUGGUCUCAUCGUCCGGUGUUAUUCCAAUAAGUGCUGCGGCGUUGCAGAGGAUGCAAUGAAGUUGAUUGGCCUCUGUAGCCAUGCUUUCACAACAAGCACCUUCUUCUGAUCCCUGGUUGCACUAGCAAAUACACCAGCAGAUCAAGGAAACUGUCUCUUUUUUCCCCCUCGUGGCUCCUCUCUUGUAUCAUCUUUUACGUUUUAACAGGGUGAACUGGACGUCUACAUCUUAUUCCAGCCACUUCAGAUUUAUUUUUGUUGAGGCAUCUGUAGACAAAUCUUAUUUAGGCUUUGUUCGGUUAAUCCUGUUACCCCGGUUAAUCCUGUUA